CGCUCAUCCCUCACGAGAUCUCGCGAGAGCUGACUUGCCAGAGCGACGACGCACGGAGGAGAGUGAGUACGGUACGAGAGGAGGCAGACGGACGCAGGGACCAUCUGAGCUUGGCGUUCGGUAGACAGCGGAGAGAGGAAAAGAGAGAGGGGGAAGCCGUACCCUACGAGAAGUGACGUGACGUCACUGGCUUUCCUGAAAGUCAACAACAAGCCAAGCGUUAGAGACUCAACGGCGGUUCCGGGGAAACGCAGGAGCAGCAGCCACCUUGUUGACCCACAGCCGACUGUCCAUUAGGUCCUCUCGACCGCAGAGACAAUUAUAACUAAACCUCGGAAAGGCUGAGUCACCAUCAGAGAGUGGGAAGGUCUGGUGAAGAAAGAGAGAAAAAGAGAAAAAGAGAGAAAGAGAGAGAAACGGAGAGAGAAAGAGAGAGAGAGAGGGGAGGGAGGAGAGUGAACGAACCGGUGUGAGAGACUUGAGAGAGUGUGUGAGCGAACCGGAGUGACGGCCACGAGAGGAAAGGAGACGGCACGCCGCCCCGAGUCCAGCUGAGCCACAACAGAGAGAGGGAGAGAGAGAGAGAGGGAGAGAGACGGACCGACGGAGAGAAAGAGACAACAACUAAAGAGAAGGAGAGAGGAGGGAGGGAGCCCACGCUCUAAUCUGCACGCCGACGAAGGCUGGGAGGUCUGACCCCCUCCUUCUCCUCCUCCUCCUCCUCCUUUUUCUUCCCCCCCCACCUCACGUCCUCUCCUUCCCACUCUCCUUCUCUGCUGCCUCUCUCCUGCCCCCCCCCCCCCCCCCCCUCGCUCCCUCGCUCUCUCUCUGUGAGCCGGGGAGUCCGUCUGUAGCGGAGGCAGGCAGGCAGGCACAGUGUGGAGAGACACCAUGAGCGAUGUUACUAUCGUCAAAGAAGGCUGGCUGCAGAAGAGAGGUGAGUACAUAAAGAACUGGAGACCGCGUUACUUCCUACUGAAAACUGAUGGCUGCUUCAUCGGGUAUAAGGAGAAGCCUCAGGAUGCAGAUCUACCCUACCCUCUCAACAACUUCUCUGUCGCAAAAUGUCAGCUGAUGAACACAGAACGACCCAAACCCAACACCUUCAUCAUCAGAUGCCUACAGUGGACGACAGUCAUAGAGCGGACAUUUCACGUGGACACACCAGAGGAGAGGGAUGAGUGGACAGAGGCGAUUCAGAUGGUGGCAGACAAACUGCAGAGGCAGGAGGAGGAGAGGAUCCAGUGUAGCCCCACCUCUCAGAUAGACAACAUCGGAGAAGAGGAGAUGGACACCUCCACCAGCCACUAUAAGCGCAAGGUACACACACAGCAGACCAUGAAUGAUUUUGACUACUUAAAACUACUGGGCAAAGGCACUUUCGGGAAAGUCAUUCUCGUGCGGGAGAAGGCCAGUGGCAAGUAUUACGCAAUGAAGAUUCUCAAGAAGGAGGUUAUCAUUGCAAAGGAUGAAGUCGCUCACACACUCACGGAGAGCAGAGUACUGAAAAACACGAGACACCCUUUCCUCACUUCUUUGAAAUACUCGUUCCAGACUAAAGACCGCCUCUGCUUCGUCAUGGAGUAUGUCAAUGGAGGAGAGCUGUUUUUCCAUUUGUCGAGAGAGCGUGUGUUCUCCGAAGAACGCACGCGGUUCUACGGCGCCGAGAUCGUCUCUGCCCUGAACUACCUGCACUCCGCCAAGAUCGUGUACCGGGACCUGAAGCUGGAGAAUCUGAUGCUGGAUAAAGAUGGCCACAUUAAGAUCACAGAUUUUGGUCUGUGCAAAGAGGGCAUCACUGAGGCCGCCACCAUGAAGACAUUCUGCGGAACACCCGAAUACCUGGCACCAGAGGUGCUGGAGGAUAAUGACUACGGCCGUGCGGUUGACUGGUGGGGUCUGGGCGUGGUCAUGUACGAGAUGAUGUGCGGCCGGCUGCCCUUCUACAACCAGGACCACGAGAAGCUGUUUGAGCUCAUCCUGAUGGAGGACAUCAAGUUCCCACGCACCCUCUCCUCCGACGCCAAAUCCCUGCUCUCUGGGCUGCUCAUCAAAGACCCCAACAAGCGACUUGGAGGCGGUCCAGACGACGCUAAAGAGAUCAUGCGACACAGCUUCUUCACGGGGAUCGACUGGCAGGACGUUUAUGAUAAGAAGCUGAUACCUCCCUUCAAGCCUCAGGUGUCAUCCGAGACGGAUACUAGGUAUUUUGACGAGGAGUUCACCGCACAGACGAUUACAAUAACUCCCCCUGAAAAAUAUGACGAAGAUGGCAUGGAUUGUAUGGAUAACGAGCGAAGACCACAUUUCCCACAAUUCUCCUACUCUGCCAGUGGGCGGGAGUGAGUUCCGUACUGUGGAGCAUCACCCCAUUCCUCAUAUAUGGUUACCACGGUUACCACUGGACCAUCAGCACCUAACCAACCUCUCUCUAUCGCUCUCUCUCUCUCGCCCCCCCCUUCCUCUCAUUUGAGUUCUUUCACACACUGGGUUGACCUAGAGUCAUGACCCUCCUUGGCUGUGUGUUUUGGGUACAAGUCUGGGCUACAGGACUCAACCGUCUCCUUGCCGCUUUUGGUUGCACUGGUGGACUGGUAAACUACGGUUUAGUUUUGUCUUAGUGUUUUUCUUUUUCUUUGUUUUUUUCUCCGGGUUAGUGUGCAACAUGUAUGUUUCUACAGUGAGUUUCUUUGGUUUGUUCAUUUAGUUUAUUUGGUUUUGUUUCUUGCACAGUAAGCUUAUACGGCCAAGCCCUUGGCUUUCCACGUCUUAGCGGAAAACGAACAGAAGGAACUGCCUUACGCUCCUCGUCUCCCUCAUGGAAAGGUGAGGGGCAUCUGGCUUCAGAUUCACAGGAGGUUUCGCCGGGGGCAGGUCACACUGCCCCAUGAGAUUACGCAGUCCACUCCACUCCAUCCCCCUCCUCCCCUUCUAGAACCAGCCCAGAACGCCGCUAACUCAGGCCCAGAGUCAUCUGACACCUGGGUACAGCCCCACCCCUUGACCUUCCUGUCUAAGGUUAGCUCUAGCUAGUAGCCGUUAGCUUUGUAGUGUAGAGAAUUUAGAAACUGCCAGAAACGGUUCGCUCAGGCUACGCAGAUGAAAAAGAAAACAAACACACACAAAAAAAGAAGAAAAACAAACAAACCUCUCAUUUUGUCUGCAGACAACUCAAGUAACAGGUACAGCAGCUUUACUCGGGGGCCCGUACUCAUGCCACUAACUCUAGACGCCUCAAAACCUGACCUGUCGCCCUCAUGGAAAACAGGAUUCUUACCAGCGUCUUUUUAUUUCAGUCGCCUGUGGCUCUGCUCAACCACAUGGGUUAACUCAACGGUGUAGUUCUUAGGAAGUUCUGUUCCGUACUUCUCUUUUACUCUCAAACACAGAAAAAAAAAAGUAGUAGUCUCUGAUAGUCUGUAGGCAGAGACAUUUAUUUUGUUACAGUCUAUAUGCAGAGCUAUGAAGCGGGCAUCUGAGAAACCAUGUGGUGUUUCAGUGGCAAUCCUAUGAAUCCAAGCAAUGCCUUACCUUUCCAUGCCACUCAAGGUUCGGUUCUAUCCAGGGUUCCGUUUCCCAGGAUUCUUCACCAGGCGAACAGACAGACAGACAGACAGACAGACAGACAGACAGACAGAAUCCAGGUACGAGGCCUCCGAAACUAGUCAGUUACAGAUGGCAUAACUUAGCCCUUAAAAGAUAGUAUGUAAAUAUGCAAGGCUUUAUUUUUGACAUAUCAUUGCAAGAAACUCUUUUUUCCUGUCAUUGUAUUAGUAGUCAGACGAUGUAAAACAGUAUUCCAGAUUGCAUCCCAUACAAACACACAUGAAGAAAUGUGAAUGACAAAGGCAACGUUCGGAGCCGUUUAGAAUGAUGGCACUUUUCCACAGGGGGAGGGGCUAAUCAGAUAUGGGUGGACUGAAGGGAAUAGCUCCUCCUACAAUGCUAAACAGUGCAAUCACAGGAAAUGACUAGCCUGUUGGGCAGUUUGGCUCUCACAAGGCUGAUAGAAGAUGGGGGACCAAUGAGGGCAGGGGAGGGAAAAAUAUUAUUUUGUUUUUAAGACCAAGGGGGAUAUUUUGUUUCGUAAAAAAAUCAGAUUGUUUAAUUUAUUUGUUGUUGAACUGUUUGUGUUAUUAUUAUUAUUAUUAUUAUUAUUUUUUCCUACUACUAUUGUUAGGAGUAUAAUCCAGCCUUUUGUCUGGAUUAAAAUGGCACCUCAAAAAUGGCUUAAGAAUGUAGACUGGGCAAUGAAAAAAGGCCUUUUGAUUUUGAUUUGCUUUGAAUUGAAUUGAAAUUUAUUUUCCUAUCGUCUCAUACCAAAAUAUAAUGAUGUCAAGAACAAUGAAAAGCUCUAACUGAAAAGAAAGUUAGUCAGUGGUCUACCUACCGUCUCGUGGUACUACGUUGUGUGUUACUUUGUUGUUUUUUGUUGUUGUUGUUUUUUUAGGUCAUGUGUGUGUGCACGUGAGUGUGUUUUUUUUCACAUGGCUGUCUUGUCUACAUGAGGUACAGUCCCAAAUAGCAGCCAAACUCUUGCCCAGAUCUGGCCUAGGUCUGCCGUGGAUCUGGUCUAGGUCUGCCGUGGAUCUGGUCUAAGUGUUCCCCAGUGUUCGGGACUAUGUGAGGCAUAAAAGAUGGAAGAUACAGCAGAUCUAGUACUUUUGUAAGGGCUGUUGAAGUGGCUUUGUGUUGAAGUGAGCGUGGUCCUGAAGAGUAAUGUACUGUACGGUAUCCGGACACACUGAUGGCGUUCUUUCUAAUAACUGAUGAACCCACUGCAUGUCUCUAACCAUUGCUUUUCAUAGAAUCGUCAUCAUAUGAAAACACGUGUUUACGCAGCCUGAUAACAGCAUACUAUGUUUGAUAUGGUCAGAAUAUUAAUAUGAGUUUAAAAUUGACCAAGUUGAAUUUUCCACCCCAACUGAGUUCACCCGUGCUGUUUAUUUUGUUUAAACACAGAAGGCAUUUUUUAUGCCCUGUCUAGAAUACGUCAGACACGCGUUAACAAAAGCAUCCUUUAGGAAUUAUCCGAGCCUAAUGCAUAGCAAAGUCAAAGGAAGCAUGGCUAGAAGGAAGCUGUUGUAGUAACAUAAAGAGAAAUGUGAAAACGUAAAAAAAAAGCAAAUGCAAUGUUAUGCUUGGUUCGACACUGGGAGCUGUAGCUAGCAGCAUAGUCCUAUGAGAAGCAACUGUUUCUGUAUUCAGAAAAGCAUCAUGUCACCCAGUCUGUCAGACAUUCUACCCUGAUUGAGAAGCGUCUAGGUCAGGAGAAGUGGACAUGAUUUCCGUAGGUGUCCAGUUGAGUGCGUCCCAAGCUGAGGUGAUUUUAGACCACUUUAAACCAUGUCACGUCGUCAUACGAAACAUGGAACUUAGGCACUGUGUCGCGUUAGGUAAAAAGCACUUAAGUGUUUUUUAAGGAGUGCAUCAGGCUAAGUGUGAGUUGAGGAUGAGGGUGGGAUCUAUCGAUACUUAGUCUGAGGCAACAAGAAGUGAAGUCUGUUAUACUGUCUGUUCUUCCUCAAGUGUUCUAUGGUGUAGUUGAUUGGAUAUUUUUGUUGGUUUAGUCUUGUGUCUCUUUUGCUCUUCAGCUGUUGGCUUGUGUGGACAGCAUGUGCCUUACAGGAAAAGUAGGUUAAAUGCAGAGCAUUUGUUGGUCGGGGUGUGUGUGUGUGUGUGUGAUUAUGCAUGUGUGUGUGGAGUGAGUGUGGUGGUCGUCCAUGCAGCUUUGCAGAACUUAGUUUGCGUCUUAUUGUCAGACUCUGUUAACCUCCAAGUGAGCAUUGCAUGGAGAUGCUAGUGGAAUGUCAGUCAUAUUGUAGAGAGGGAUGUGAAACUGCAGGAAGUGUUGGGUGCAGCUGUACACGAAACACACUUUUAAUAGUCACAUCAAAGUUUGUGUUCAUUUUUAGUGGUUAAGACUUAUCCUGUUAAGUUCAUGCUGUUGCUACAAAGGGGGCUAUCCACUAUACUAUACCGUCUGACACUUUUGACUCAAAGGCUAACAGUCGUUACUGUACCAUCUCUUAUGGUUAUGAUGCCAUGUUCUAGUGUUAGCGUGGUAGACUCUGGCACGGGAAGUCGUGGAUGGUUUGAUGUUUAGGAUUUGAAUUGGGUGUUAAGGACGGGAACGCAGGUGACAGUCGUUGAGAUGAGGGUCUGCAGAUCUGCCGGUAAGGUGUUGUUUGUCUCGAUAAAAAGAUGGUUCCAGAUGCAUGAUUUGACAGGCGAACGGAGGUGAAAACAGAUGGGCUCAUCCCCGAGAUUGGAGGUCGAUCAAUAACUAGUGCGUCGACGGGAAUGUAGAGUGAGAUAUGUGGGUGGCAGAAGCGCGAGGAAGUGCAUGUCGGUCUCCAAGGGCUGCAUCUUAAGAGCUAAAUAUAAAAAACACACAUACAUACAUACAUACAAACAUACUCAUACACACACUCACACAGAUUGUGUACCUGUUGCUGGUUGCAUCUGAGGAAGUAGUGGGGUGCAUCAUACAUUACCAAGGCCAGGGUUGCCCUCGCAGCUUGUAACUGCCACAGUCCUACGCUGUGAAAUACUGCAAGUUCAAACACAGUGUGUUGUGAGUCUAACCUCCUGGCGAUAAGGGGCUACGUCAUGAGACACAGGUAGCCCCAUCUUCCCCCGUCUGCGUUAUCACUGUGUUGGCACAGGACUGUUGUGGAGACACAGGGUACGUUGCGAGAUGCGGCAACAGUUGUUUGUGCAAUUCUUCUCCAUAUCUAUAGUCGACCCACCCCCCCCUCACCAGAGUGAACAGAAUGUAUGUCGAGCUAGUGUCAGAAAAAUGGGUGUAAAGAAACCCGCUCAUCGAUGCAGCCGUCACCAGCGGCACAUCGUGAUUGGUGCGUUUCAGUUAAAGCGAAGUUUGGCGUAGGACGGCAGGAUCUGUCACCACGACAUGACGCCCGUACCCCCUACUGUUUCGGUGAAGCUCUGAUCUAACAACUGUGGUCAUUGGAUCUAUUUCACUCUGUGUUACUGACCGUCUUCCAGAAGCUUUCUUUAGGUUCACUCCUGUUGCGUGCUUGGGUGGGAUCCGUGCUUAAUGAAACUACUUGGAGCAAUGGUUUAAUAGGACUAUACUGCUGAACACAAUGUAUGUCUAUGUGUUUUAUGUUUUAUUUUGUUUAUUUCUGUUUUAUAUAUGCUGGUUUGUUUGACGAGUAACUUGAAAAUGUCUUAUUUUCUGGUAUUUGUGUUAGGAUCUGGAUACUGUCCUUUUUUUUUUUUUUUUUCAACUGUGAAUUUCAACAUGGAGAUAAAGAGAUGUUUUGGGCACUUAACAUUUUUAUUUAACUUUUUGUGUUAAACUGCAUUCUUGAUUUCCACCAUUUUUGACGGAGCACUUAAUAAAAGUUUCGGCCCUCUGUCUGCUUGUCUUUGCCCCAGGUCGGACAGAAACGCAGACACAUCGCUCGAACCAUAGGUUGGGCUAAAUUAAGACGAGCUAUUGUUCUUUCCGCUCACCUGAAAAUGAUAAUGUGACGUUCUCAUAUGGUAUGUGUAUACAUUAACAUCAGCUGAUCGUUAGCGUAGACCAGUGGAUGGAGUUCUGGGCAAGCAUUGUGAUCGCAUUGUCUUGCAUGCAGAGGACAUUACUCUUAUGGCCGUGUGUGCAUCGAAAGGAUAUGCGAGUAGACUCAAAGCAUCACGGUCAUAAACCACCAUACACUUUUUUGACUCCAUAGCUUAGCAAAAUUCUGCUUCAAACCUCUCUUCUCAGCAGCACCUUUUCAGCUCCAUUGAUCUUUUUUGUAUACCUCCGCAAGUAAUGGAAAACUGUCCCUGCUUCGAGAAGUGUGAAAAAAAGAAAGAAAAGAAAAUAACUUGAAAGCACAGAUUCCCUUCAUGAAGAUCAUGCUUCUUUCUUUUGUAAAGUAUGAAUAAAGGAAGAAAUCCUUUUGCAUUGCUGUGUAAAGUGGGUGUGUGGGGAGGGGGAAUUUGAUAUGUUCAGUUGUAUGCAAAGGUCUCCCUUGGUCAAGUGACAUGAUGGCAUUUUGUUAUUUAUUUAUUUUUUAGAUAAAAUGAGUAAAUACAAGCUAUUUUACAAAUGUCAAUGCAAUGUUACUUAUUUCAUGAAUGUUAAAAAAAGAAAGAAAAGAUUAAACAUGUAAUUGUGGCACAUGUUCAGGGAUGCCCAGACGUUUGCAUACAGCCAUACAGUGGGAGUGAGGAACUGGGAGAGCAUGUACUGGCAAGCCCUCUGUGGGACUCCAUGUUGAUGCCUGCCAACACAACAAGUUUGGACACACCAGAGAGGUCAGAACGGAAAUCAUGCUUUCGCUCGAAUCUCGCUAUUCAAACGGCUUAAUCACACAAAGAAAGGGGACUUGUCGGCAUCAAAAUGUGAGAAACAAAAUACACCCAAGAAAUCGUACCGUAGAAAGCUUUGUCUGUCAAACCACCUGCAUAUGAUGUGUUCCUUGGAACCAAAUUCUUGUGUGCCCUUGAUGGUGGCCAUCAAGGUCAGAUAUCUGAAAAAAAAGGCCAUUCCUCAUACCCCCCCACCCUACCCUACCCACCCUCCCCGUGAAAAAGAAGAGGGAAACAUGUUUCAGUGAGGAGGGACCCUUCCAUAUGUGGUCCCGUGAUGAUGUGGGUUGCAUCCUUACUAACUGCAGGGUCUCCAGCUGAUUCUACACCUCAACCGACACACUUUGCUGCUACUGUUUGUACUGUCUACAACAGAUUUUUUUUCUUGUUACCUUGCUCCUGAUAGUGUAUAAUGAAUGAGCAUGAAUUGUAAAGUAUUUAUUUAAAAACAGAAAGGAGACAUUCCUUCAAAAAGGAAGUAAAAAAAAAAAACAUUAAAAAAAAACCACAACUUGUAAUUAAUUAAUUUUAUGUCCAUCUAGCUUUAGAGUUUGUGUCAUUUCUUGACCUUGCUAGCUCUGUCAUUAGAUCCAUGUUAAGAUCUAGUCAUGUGGUUAAGGAAUGUACGCAGAAGGGAGUGAAAAGAAAAAAGUACUACAAACAGAAACACCUGUAUUACUCUGCAAAAAAAGAAAGAAAGAAAGUGGUGAUUUAUUUCCUUAACCAUAGGACUCACACGGAUGUGACUCAAACCAAGAGACAGAAAAAAAAGAUGACAUGAAAGAGAACUGUUUUUUGUACACUGUACAUCCUUGGUAUUUUUACACGUAAAUGUAUAAGAUAGGGAUGCACAUCGACUCCCCUCCAACAGAUGGCUUAAAUAAAAGCACUAUGUCAAUCUGC
This is a messenger RNA of Clupea harengus (Atlantic herring), 9234 nucleotides long. It is a transcript of the gene akt3a, whose product is annotated as AKT serine/threonine kinase 3a. Gene Ontology annotation, biological process: protein phosphorylation. NCBI's taxonomy places the organism in Eukaryota, Metazoa, Chordata, Actinopteri, Clupeiformes, Clupeidae. Gene Ontology annotation, molecular function: protein serine/threonine kinase activity; ATP binding. The record is from RefSeq and is a predicted model, not a curated record.